AUGCUCUGCCUAAUGAAUCUCAGUGUUGUUCUCUCUUCUAUGGUCCUCCUCGUUGUCCAGUCCAGUCAUGGUGCUGAGAUUAUUGGAGGUCAACAAGUGUCUCCUCACUCAAUGCCUUUCAUGGCUCUGCUGGUGGGAAAGAAAUCAAUGUGUGGAGGGACGCUGAUCAGUCCAGAUUGGGUCCUGACUGCUGCCCACUGCACUGGUAUGAAGACAGUCUUUCUGGGGAUGCACUCCAUAAAAUCCACAAAAAAGGAGAAGAAUGUGAGGCAGGUCUUGGAGGUGAAGAGUUGGUUUCCUCAUCCUGACUAUGAUAAGACUACCAAAGCCAAUGACCUUAUGCUGCUCAAGCUCAGCAAAUCGGCAAAGAAAACCAAAACUGUAGGAUGGCUUACUUUGGGUAAAACCAUCAAAGACCCACAAGGUGGCUCCAACUGCAGGGUGGCUGGAUGGGGGACGACAAAGGAGAAGGCCAAAAAAAAUUCUGAUGUCCUGAUGGCUGUCACUGUGACUGUGAUGGACAGAGUGAAGUGCAACUCUCCUGACCAUUACAACUCUGUCAUCACUGAGGACAUGAUAUGUGCUGGUUAUGUUGGUAAUAAACCUGCUGAUACCUGCCAGGGUGAUUCAGGUGGACCACUGUUGUGCAAUGGAGCACUUGUUGGAGUCACUUCUUUUGGAAGGGGUUGUGGCCAUAAGAAAUUUCCUGGAGUUUAUGCUUUCCUGUCAAAGGGACAACUCGACUGGAUCAAAAAAACAAUGAAGAAGCCUAAAAUAUAA
Scomber japonicus (chub mackerel) is the source of this 780-nucleotide messenger RNA. Its product is annotated as granzyme A-like. The transcript is spliced from 5 exons. NCBI's taxonomy places the organism in Eukaryota, Metazoa, Chordata, Actinopteri, Scombriformes, Scombridae. The record is from RefSeq and is a predicted model, not a curated record. Gene Ontology annotation, biological process: proteolysis. Gene Ontology annotation, molecular function: serine-type endopeptidase activity. The coding region runs from base 1 to 780 and encodes 259 amino acids.